This is a messenger RNA of Centropristis striata (black sea bass), 8390 nucleotides long. RefSeq names its product rho GTPase-activating protein 23-like. Gene Ontology annotation, molecular function: protein binding. The transcript is spliced from 24 exons. The record is from RefSeq and is a predicted model, not a curated record. NCBI's taxonomy places the organism in Eukaryota, Metazoa, Chordata, Actinopteri, Perciformes, Serranidae. The coding region runs from base 928 to 5826 and encodes 1632 amino acids. Gene Ontology annotation, biological process: signal transduction.
CUGUACUAUAGAGCAUGGAGGGGGACACACUGGAUCUCUGAGCAGCAGCUUGGGAUUGUAUCCAAUUCUAAAAUGUGUUCUGACAACAAACUGCCCUCUCAGUUCAACUGGUCCUGCAACAGAAUCCAACUGGUGUGGGAUGGAUUUGCUUCCAAAGUCCAGAGACGAGAACUAAAUUUAAGCCCGAUCGCACAGCGGUAACUACUUCAAUGAAAUGAGUGUGUUCUCGUGACAUCGGGACAAUUCUACUCUGAAAGCUCUGAAGAGGACAAGUUGACAUUUGAGAGAGCUGCCAGCUAAUGCUGCCACCGGAGUUUCCCUGGGACUUAUGCUGUUUCUAAUGCCGUUUCACACUGAAAAAGCCAGGACGCUCUUAAAGCCUAAGAAUUCGUCAACUAGAACUGUGAACUGGACUAAAUGAAAAUUAAAAGAAGACAGGAAGACGGCUUUGCCUUAAAUUUCAAAGACAAGGUUCAAGUCAAAACCAGGUCAAAAAAAUGAGGACUAGUUUGAGACAAUGCGGUAGAAAGCUGGACAAAAUAUGACAAAUGAAUCCAAUCCAGGAUCAUGGCUUGACCAACUAUGUUUAAGACCAACGAACACAAUCUGAUGAGUUGCCCAAAGGAAGAUAUACACAAAUAAUGAAGCUGUAUCCAGCUAGAGGAUUACAAAUUCACACAUUUAAGACCUGGUGCUCUGGAUCCACAGUGCUGAUUGUGACACUUGAGAAGUUGGCUUGAUGUGUAGGAGUGUGUUUUCCUCUGAUUUACCUUUUCAUUACCACUUCUGGCACGAUGCAUCAAGCAGAGAUUGUGUGGAGGUGACUGGAUAUCUUAGCUGUGGGGUCUGAAGCCUUGUGACCCCUAGUGAGUAUCGGUGUGUGUUUUCUGCACAGAUAGUACGUGUGCGUAUAAAUGUGGAGGUGCUAUGCUGAGGGUGUCAGGUGUCGCACCAGCUCCGUCGGGCCACGAGUGGCGAUUUCAGUGUUCUGUUGGCGUGGACUGUAGCGACGCUGAACCUCGCUGUAUCUGGCUCGCAGUUUUAAGGGGUGUUUCACCGCACGCCUCACCACGCCCAACACCCAUCGCAUCACCAAGAAGACGGGGCUCCAGGAGGGUCAUACAGCGCCAUCGAUUGUCCUGGGCUAAAGGACGGAGAGAUGGCAUGCUGUCGUCCAAUGAGAACAGGCGCCGGCCGCUGUCGUCGGGUGAGGUGGAGGGCGUGUCAUGGCAGGGCCCUCGGACCAUUUUUGUCCAGAAGAACUCACAGGGAUUUGGCUUCACUCUACGCCAUUUCAUUGUCUACCCACCAGAGUCGUCCCUCCACAGCCUCAAGGAUGAAGAGAACGGAAAUGCAACUGGAAAAGCGGGCUGCCAGCGGUCUCGUUUGGAGCCAAUGGACACCAUCUUUGUGAAGAGUGUCAAAGAAGAUGGACCCGCCCAACAAGCUGGACUGUGUACAGGCGACAGGUUGGUGAAAGUCAAUGGGGAGACCAUUCUGGGAAAAACCUACUCUCAGGUGAUCGCACUCAUCCAAAACAGUGAAAACAUUCUGGAGCUGGCUAUUAUGCCAAAAGAUGAGGACGUGUUGCAGUUGGUAAGUGCGUACUCCCAGGAUGCCUACCUGAAAGGCAAUGAGCCAUAUUCAGGAGAGGCCCAGAACCUCCCUGUGCCCCCGCCCCUCUGUUACCCUCCCACCAAGCCCAGCUCCACCGCCCCGCAGCCCAGCCACAGCCCCCACAGCCCCCUGGACAACUGGCAGUGCCGGCCUGGCCCUGCCGCCUCUCCACUGGAUAACCGCCCCCCAGGUGCUUCUCCCCUCACCCCCGGCUGGUCCGGGGGACCCGAGGAUAGCGGCGGCCACUUCGCCGCACCGGGGCGGCACAGAGGCCGUUCCUCUUCAGCCAUCAAUGUGCUUGACUUUCACUUUGCUAACCACAACGCUGCCAUCGCCUCUGCAACUCUGCCUCCACCACGGAAGAGCAGCCUGCCGGCCUCUGCCCGCUCUCAAGCCGAAACUCUCUGCCACCAGGCCCUGUCAGACUGGUACUACAGCCAGGCGGAGGCUGCAGAGAGCAUGUCCCCUCGCCACCGCAGUAUAUCUCAGGAUUGUUUAGCGGAGCUGGGGCUGGGGUUGGCCCUCCGUCCCGGACCUACAUCUGCUUCCACAACCACUGUGGAGCAACGCAGAAGAGAAACCCUUCUGUACCAGCACCAGGCUGCUGCUGCUGCUUCCCAUGAUUCCUAUUGGCUCGGGGGCUGGGGUGGAGUAUCAGGCCCAGGAAGCAAGUCGUGCUCAGAGAGCCUCCUGGCAGCCUACGCUGAAUACGAGCAUAACUACGGGCGUUCCGUGGAAACACUGGCCCAAGCCUCCGCACUGGUGUCACCACGCUACGAUCACUCUUCACAAGGCUCACAAAUGGCUAAAUUCAGAGAACAGAAAGACCAGAAGGUUUCAGCAGGGCAUCAGCACAAAACCACAGUGAUGUCCCCCAUCACAGCCUCCUCCACAGUGCCUCCUAGUGGCAGGCAGUCAGGUCAGCAGGUAGCUGAACCCCAAACAAGGCGAGUGAAGGAAGAAGAGCUGGUGGGCUACAAAAGCUACAGCCCGUCUUUCUCCCGCAAAGCUGGCCACCUCCUCCAGCAGGCCCACUCCUUCAGAGAGCCCGGCUACUGUGGCCCCCACCUCAACUGGAGCCCCGGCAGCAGAAGCAGCCCUGCAGACAGCGAGGGGGGGGUGGCGCCCAGGCCCCAGUCUACCCCCGCCCUGUCUGCGUCAGAGGAAGAGAGAGCCCGGCAGGGAGAGGAAAGGGAGCUCAUCUCUCCUAUCUCCCUGAAUCAAGACGUGGUGCUGAGGCAGAAGCCGCCGUCCGGCCGACGAACCCCUGUUCAGGCCGUCCGACACCCGUACUACACAACACCGGCCGAGUCACCCGAGCCCCCCGGUCUUGAACCUGCAAGAGGGACGCCGUCUCCUGUCUCCGGGGAGCCCGGCACCAACCGCAGGGCUAAUGGUAGCCUGGCUCAGCAUGCAUUCAACUCCCUGUCCUCUAUUCCCUUCAUAGAUGAUCCCACCAGUCCUAGUAUUGACCUACAGGCCUGCUAUGUACCAGCCCGCUCUGUUGUGUCCAGUUCACAGGCCUCCACUAUGGCCACCCUCACUUCCACCCCUGUCUCCCCCACCCUCUCCUCAAUCUCCCCCUUUGUCCGACUCCGUGCAAAGGACUGCAGCAGUAUUAAAGGUCGCCGCUCCUCUUACCUGCUGGCCAUCACCACAGAGAGAUCUAAGUCCUGUGACGAGGGUCUCAACAACUUCAGGGAAGAAGGCCGCGUCUUCUCCAAACUACCAAAAAGAGUAAAGAGCUUUUUCACAGAUGGGUCUCUGGAGAGCCUGCGAGCCCAGGAGGAGGCCCAGUCCAAACGCCACUCCACCUCUGAACUGGGAACCAUCACUUUUAGUGAUGUUCGCAAGGAGGGCUGGCUGCACUACAAACAGAUCCUCACAGAGAAGGGAAAGAAAGUUGGCGGUGGCAUGCGACCCUGGAAGCGCGUCUUCUCCGUGCUGCGCUCCCAUUCGCUCUUCCUCUACAAGGACAAGCGAGAGGCGGUCCUCCACGGGGCGGGGGCGGGCUCCAGCCAGGACGAACAUCCUCCAAUCAGCAUCCGCGGCUGCCUCAUCGACAUCGCCUACAGCGAAACCAAGCGGAAGCACACCUUGAGGCUGACCACGCAGGAUUUCUGCGAGUACCUACUGCAGGCGGAGGACAGGGACGACAUGUUGGCCUGGAUCAGGGUCAUCAGGGAAAACAGCAAGACCGACAACGAGGAGAUUAGCUUCUCGAGACAAGCUCUCAUCAACAAGAAGCUGAAUGACUACAGGAAGCACAGUCUGACAGGUAGUAAGCCAGACACCUCUCCCAAAGCCCAUCGCAUGAUGCCCCCCUUUCUUCUGGCGAAGACUGACAACACCUCAGUGAACCGAGCCUCCAGGACUGAUGACAACAAGGCGCUGUGGGGCAUCAACAUCAUGAAGAAAGCCAAGAAGACGGGCAGUCCGAAGGCUUUUGGUGUGCGACUGGAAGACUGUCAGCCUGCUGUCAACCAUAAAUUUGUCCCUCUGAUUGUGGAGAUGUGCUGCGGUGUGGUGGAGGAGACGGGGUUGGAUUACACAGGAAUCUACCGGGUGCCAGGGAACAACGCCAUGGUGUCUAACCUGCAGGAGCAUCUCAACAAGGGCAUGGACAUCAACACUGCUGAGGAGAGAUGGCAGGACCUGAAUGUAAUCAGCAGCCUGCUCAAAUCAUUCUUCCGGAAACUGCCUGAGCCGCUGUUCACUGAUGAUAAAUACAAUGAUUUCAUUGAUGCCAACCGGAUAGAAGACGCAGAGGACAGACUGAAGACCAUGAAGAAACUGAUCCAUGACCUCCCAGAUCACUAUUAUCACACUCUUAAGUUCCUGGUGGGUCACCUCAAGAAGGUGGCAGAUCACUCUGAAAGCAAUAAGAUGGAGCCGAGAAACAUAGCUCUGGUGUUUGGUCCUACUCUGGUGAGGACGUCAGAGGACAAUAUGACCGACAUGGUGACCCACAUGCCUGACCGCUACAAAAUAGUGGAGACGCUGAUCUUGCAUCACGACUGGUUCUUCACUAACGGAGAGCUUGAUAAGGAAGAGAAGGCCCCAGAGGAUAAGCGGGACUUCCAACCUGUGCCUAACAUUGACCAUCUGUUGUCAAACAUCGGCAGGCCGGGCAUGCCAGGAGAGGCAUCAGAUUCCACCACCAGCGAUUCACUUAAGUCAAAGCUUUCUUCACUCUCCAAGAAGGACCUGAAUGCUAGGGACUUCCUGCCCAAGUCCAUCAUCUCUGCUGUGACCCGCAAACGUAAAAAAUCCCUCAGUACCCACCAACAGGGCGGCAGUGCAGACGAGGACUCCGAUCAUGAGCCAGUCAAGACCAGCAACUUAGGGGGAGCAGAAGAAGGGGGAGUGGAGGAGGCAGAGGAUGGGAGAGAGGAAAAGGCAAUCAACAAAGAACAUACCGUUAAUAAAAAAGAAAAAUGGGAUGAAAAAGAAACUGGGGUUAAAGCUAGAGAGACCAGUGAAAGAAAAGAUGCAUUGAAUGGAGAGGGAAAGGCUGCAGAGGAAGAGGCAGAAAAGGAUCCAGGGAACAGAACAGGCAAUGGUGCAAGAAAUUCCAAAAAGGAGACCAGGCGCAGAAUGACCUUGCCAGGAAAUGCCACGCAACCUCGUCCGAACAGCGCCCUCUACUCACACCAUCAGGUCAAUGCUACAUACCCAAGACCCCCAACGGUGGCAAAUCCUCCUUCCCAUUUGAGCCCCCGUACCCCAACCCCUAGAGGACACCCUACAGCCCCUUUCUGGAUCUGCCCCACCAGGCUUCCCAACCAUUCUUCUAGCUUUUACGGGACCCAACAGGCAGACUGGAACCAGUCAGUGCCAGUGCGCUACAGGAAGACAAGAGGUGGGAGGACAAGGGCUGUUUCCAUGAAUCUGGACCUUGAGCUGUGCACGAACGAGGAGAGAGUCAGAGGAUGGCGAGCAGACAGGGUGGAGGUGGUCAGAGUCGUUGAGGGAACUCCCGCGCAGCAUGGAUGUGUUGGGGUUCCUCAGGGAUCUGUUGUAGGUCCUGGGUUAAUUCAGCAAAUGGAACACCUCCCUCGUCUUGCCCAGGAGUCUUCCCCUCUCUCCUCUUCUUCGGGAUGGGUAGAUCAAAGCUCCCCAGGAUCUCACACUGUAGUUCUGAGGAGAUCAGGCCUGGACCCACGAGACAAGACGAGAGCGUGGCGUCGUCAUACCGUGGUGGUUUAACAGUUUGAUCUUCUAAUGCAGCACUAAGUUCUUGGCCGUUACUCACAAACACUGGAUAACCUUUAGCAUUGCUUCUAAAGCUAAGUGUCCGCCAUCUUGCUUUAGGGAUCUUUGUUGUCUCAAGACUCCCUCUUGGCUUUCUUUAGACACUGCAGUUGAAGACAUGAUGUCAUGGUAAAGGAAUUCUUUAACAUUACGUGCCGCUUUGGAGUUUCAUUUCAAAAUUUGGUAAUCUUCAUUUGAAAAAUACAAUUUUUUACGAUCCAACUCCUUUUGAAGCUAUUCAUCUUUAAUCCUUCACUUACAAAAUAACUGUUGAUGUAACUAUCAAUGUCAGUAUAAUAUAUUUUGAAAAGAACAUUUAGGCUGAAUACGGCAAAUUGAGAUCCUGUUCUUUCUGGGAAAGUCUCACCAAAAUCUGAUCACAUUUCUCAGGAAAAAGAUCUCUGGGAUCCUGUGGUGUUAAGCUUUUAUGUUCACAAACAAUGGUUCCACAUAUCUGUUGCAGAUAUAUUCCAACCUAAACUGCCUUUAUUAAGGCACAGCAACAAUAGGUGAAAUAGGUGGUGCUAGAAGCUUGGUAGGAUGGUGUUGACUUCCAAGGGUUAGUUGGUGAACUGCUGAAGCUGGCAAGCUAACAUGCUAACACACAAUAACACACAGUUAGGUCGUUAAUAGGUUCACAGAGUAUGUGCAGCAUUUUACUCUCGCAGAUGAGGUGCAACACAGCUAAUAAAGUACAGUAGCUCCCACUGUUCUCAACAUCUCCAAUUCUCUUUUCUGUAAAAGAUCAGCACUACUUUGCGACUGAUCAUCAUUGCAAAUUGAAAUAUUGAAGUUUUAAGGAUUUACUUAAGUACUUACACCAAAUCUUGCCGUAUGACCAGUUCUUUACAGCAAAAUAACUGGAUACACUUGUUACAUGAAGUGGUUUCAUCCAAUAACUUUUCAGGCUAAUAUGACAAUUCACUGUGUGUAUUUAGCUGCUUGGCAAUUUUUUUUUUUUUGAUUAAGUGACCGAAACAGAAUGCAAAUCUGCAAGUAAAACUUCUAAUCUAAAAAUCUAAUAUGAAGACCUCAGUAUCAAGAAAUCAAUUGCAGAGCAGUGUUCAGACGGAUUUGAAUGCAGACGAUUAUCCUUACGUUACAACUAAAUGCCCAAGAACAAUUCUCUCCUUCUUUAAGUCACGACAACAACACGCUGAAAUGGCUGCAUGUGAGGGAUUUCCUUUAUAGGGAGAAAUCCAGGGUUUUUCUAUAUCUCUGGGAAGUAAUCCUAAAAUGUCAAUAAAACUAAAUCACCUAAAUGAAAAACAGCUAACUAUCUGAAUGAUAGAUACUAUAAUCAGAUGCAGUUUGUAGGCAAUUGAAACAAUCUCAGUGAAAAUAGUCGUGAUACAGCCAGUAGGUGGUACCAAAGUAAGGAGUUUUUAAAUCCUAAACAGGGGCUUUACCAUUAAUUUCUAAAAGAAGAGAGAAAGCCAUAACAGACAUUUGAGAUUUAAGUCCAAAGCCGAGCUGCUGCUGUUACAACUAACCCUCACCAGCAAAGACUUCAGCAGGCCGUGUGUUUUUAUUAUUGCAAACUGUACAUGCUGGUGUCUCCCCCUACUGGUUUUUAUUAACUAUGUCUUUGACAACACCAUGGGCAAAUAUCACAUAUGCAGACUUGCUUGCCUGAGCACAGCACAGUACACAUAUUCAGAGGAAACCACGCUUCAGUUUACUUCUCAGCCCUUUACGAGCUCUUCCAAAGCCUCCUGUGGAUCUACAGGGACCUUCAAUGAUCCGUGGGAGCAAAAUGACUCACUCAUUCUGGAUGAUGUGACUUGGGCAUUAUGCCAAAGCUUCUGUGGAUGAAAAAAUGUGUGCAUGGGGUCAGUGACAUAUAAGAAUAUGCAACUUUAAGUGUUCAACACAAGCCUAUUGUGCUUCCCUGUUUGUGUCUAGUGUGUAAGGGGCGGAGGGCCAGAGCUUUGAGGAUACUAACGCCUGUUUAUUCUGAAGAGCAAAGUGUUCAAGGCAGCUAUGCGAAGUUAUGCCAAAUUUUUUUUUCUAUUUGGGUAAUUCUACAAUAUCAGCAGUAUGGAGCCAAGAGAGAACCCAAGAGAAGCUAUGCACUUAGUGCAGCGAGGCUCCAGUUUAUACAUUUUAUUAGUGUUACUAAGAGUAUUGCCAUGGGAGCAGUUGAAAGUGAAUGAAUAACCUCCUUAAAUCCAAAACCACAGUCUUACCUGAGUGAUAUUUUUGCAUUUUUUCCUUUUCACAAUUUUUCUGUAUUUUUGCUGUCAUUAACAAAACUUUAGUUUCAAUAAGUCUGAAAAAAAUGGAGCUGAACCAAACUGUACUGCCAACCACUGUCAUCCAACCAGACUCCAUGUUUGUCUUAAUCAUAUCUAGACUCAGUCUGUUCUCUCUCUACCUGUGCCCUUGUGCAUGUACUUUAUGUACGUGGGUGACUGUGCGUGGACCAAUUUUGUAACAGUUGUACAAAGCCUUGUUAAGUUAACCUGUGUAUAUAAUUAUUAUACAUAAUAUAUUAAAUUAUUUGUUUUGGACUCUUG